AACUCAAAAGGAUCUGAAGGAAGGAACCAACUCUGAGGAUCCGGAUACCUUAAAAGAACCAAAUCAUUAUUUAUUUCUUGGCUUCUCUGCGCGUCUUCACACACAGAAAAGCACUGAAGACAAAGGACUCCGUGCCCACCUUGAUUCACACUUGUACUUGUACUGUGACCUGGCUACAUCGCUGAGUGGUUGUUCAUUGUUUCCUUCUUCUUCUUGUCUCAAGUAAGACGAAGAGACGACGAACAUUUCGCAUCAUCGCGUUGUCGCCGCACUGUUUGUCAGUUGCGUAUGAUGACUUGAAAAGCGAAAAUCGAGUCGAGGUUAGUUUGUGAUUUCACCGAUGGAAGAGAAGUGGGCGCUGUUGGGAUAAACACUGUUAUCCCCCUGGACUCCUGUCUUCCUUCGCUGUCUGUGCAAAAAGAGAGAAAAAAAGUUUGCAUUUUUUGCAAAAUUAAUAACUUAUUUUUUUUUACUGGGCGAUUUCAGGAUGACCCUCCUAGUACGUGCAAGAACAAGUGUUGUUUGUGAUGUUUUAAUCAAAACGAUUAGCUUUCUUUCACCCAGGAAAUCUCUGAAACACAGCAUUUAAACCCAUACUAUUGGCUAACCUACGAUGUGUAUAAAUAUAGUUGUGUUUUGGAACAAAUAAUCAAUCUUUAGCAGACUCAUUAUUCACAUUCUUUGAUCAAGUAAACUGUUAUCAACGUAGCGUCUCAUUGUAUUCCCUCCCAGCAAACCUUGUUGUGACAAUUUGCUGUGUUCUUGAUUGUGGAACCUUUCCUGUGCUCCUGGUCGGCUUUCUGGGAUUGUUCGUCGUUGUACACUAAGCGUUCAGAGAUAUUAUUCAUCCCCUCAGUGUCUACACAUUUUCAAGAAGAAGAUAUUGUAGAAUAUACUUGUUCAAUUCUGACGGUGUUUUUGCAUUCUUUCAAAAAGAAAAUUUAUCAGAAAGUUCAAUCCUUCAAUUUUAGCGAAAAACGUGUCAAGAAAUAUUGUGUUUCCUUCAUAGAGGCUAUUUUAUAGGCUGUUUUUUUGGCCGGAUUAUAUUAUUGAAUGGGGUUCAAGUUUCAAGAACAUAUUGUAAGGUAGAAAUUACUUCUGGAUAAACAAGUCUCAUCUUACAAACACGUCAUUGAUUUCGACCCUCUUCUAGACAUACGUGGCACUUACUUGACCAAACUAUGACGACAGUUUCUGAUGAAAAUGUAUUGUGAUUUUCAAACCCCAAACUUCAUUUUCAAGUGAAAGCUAUUUUCUUGGGAAGACAAAGUUGGGGGUUUCUGUGAGAAAUUAGUGGUAACGUGCAGAAACCGGAGGAUUGAUGACCCUCGUCCAAAUUCCUGUCAAAGGCAAAAGCGAACACGUCGGCCCACAUGCCUCUGUGUUGGGGAGCACCUUUCUUUUUGGAAAUUCACUUUUGAAUUUGGAAGGACGUAGAGAGGGUUAAAACCUUCAAACCUCGGAGUAGGAAGGUUGCUGAGACCAGACCUGAAGGUGGCGCUUCUCUUGGACAACAAAACCUUGCGUUGUUUUUUUUGUCUGGGAUUUCCUCAACGGAAAGCAAGGCUGUUCUGGUCUUGGAAAACGCAAGAACAAUUGUGAGUUUAUCAGCUGUCGCUCAUCAUCGAAUCACUGCCCACCAAGUUGAAUCGAUUUUUUUCGAUAAGCCGUUGGAGACUUCAGUUAAUCUUUACAAGGGUGCAUGUGUUUAAAAAUAAGUUCUUUUGUUCAAUCAGAAACUGAAAUGUUCAGUGUCUGACGAUUGAUUACAACUUUCUCGAAUCUCUCACACAACACAAUCGAAUCUAGAAUUGGGAAAACGAAAAGAAGAGGCACUCAAAAGUCUGAGGCAAAAAAACAACAACAACCGACAAGUACCAUAAACACUCUCCAUCCGCCACUAACUGGAUUCAUUUUCCUACUGGGAGAGGGAACCUCCAAAAAGUGGAUCUACUGGUCGCCUUUAUUUAGGAUCAACACACACUGCCAACUUGGUCACCUAUCAGUGGGGAACUUUUCAAAAUGGACGACGACCAAGUGGACUUGACAAUGGCCGAGCUGAAAACGAGCACAUCUCUCAACUCGAGCAUGUGCGCGACAGUAGAGGAGAACAGGGAGCUGUAUAAGCUGCUGGGGCUCCUCGCCGAACAUCCGGACUUGCAGAUGAACGCCACAAACUGCUCCACCCUGUCCAAGAUAGAGGAAGACCACACCAAAGUCACGGCUCUGGUGGUGGGCAGUUUGUUCUACGCCUAUUUCACGCCUUUCGUGUUCGUCACGGGGAUCUUGGGAAAUAGCGUGUCUCUGAGCGUGUUUCUGUGUAAAUCCAUGCGGCAUUUAUCAGCCAGCACGUACUUAGCCGCCUUGUCCACUUCUGAUCUGAUGGUCUUGAUUUUCUACGUGCUCACGGAAUGGUUGAUUCGAGGGGUGCCCGUGCUGAGCCCAGAUACCAAGGUGACUUUUAUGCACGUGAACGGGGCGUGUCAGGUGAUCAUGUACUUUCAUUAUGUGUCCAGGUUUCUGUCGGCUUGGCUGGUGGUGGCGUUUACAGUGGAGCGGUACAUCGGCGUGUGUCACCCCCUGCACCGCCGCCACAUCUGCUCCCCGACCUCCACCAAGAAGAUCGUCUUUGGCUUCACCGUCUUCUCGCUUGUCAUCAACAUUUUUAAGCCGCUUUUGAGCGUGGUGCACGACGUGGAGCUGUGGGGUCCCAUGUGCACGACGUACCCUCAGCACCGACAACUUUCCUUCGUCCUCGACUCCAUAUACGCCGUUUUCAUUACCUUCAUCCCUUUUGUCAUCAUCACCGUCAUCAAUAUCCUCAUCAUACGGCGACUGGUCAAGCACAACAGACAACAACGUCUGGUUCGAGUAGUCACGGAGGAGAGCGUCCUGAGGCUAGAGUUCACGAGCAUCCUCUUGGUCGUCUCCUUCUGCUUCGUAGCCUUGAACUUGCCUUACUUCGCCAUCUGGUGUAAGCUGUUCCUGACGUCACGCUUCGUCAACGUGCAGACCUUUGAAGACCCGGAUGAGCUGGAUUAUUUCCGGGGUCUGGCGCUGAUCACGCGCGCCAUUUUCUGCAUGAACUACUGCAUCAACUUCUUCCUCUAUUCCAUCACCGGCGCGUAUUUCAGACGACAACUGCGCGCCCUUUUCCACUACAGGUCUGCCCGUUACAAGCAGCACAGCCCUUGCCAAGGAUACUGCAUGCACGGCUCUCUCCAGAACUCUGACUCACAUUCCAAGAACUCACUGAGAAGAGAAAGCGUCAAAAGUCUGCGGAUGACAUCAACGCCCCAGACGUGGUUAUGACUAGCACGUACACCUCCCUUCAGCAAGCAAAGAGACAAAAGAACUCCUUCAAAUCCUCGUCCUCAUCCUCCUCAUCUUCUUCAUCUUCCUCCUCUUCCACCUCUUCCUCCUCCUCCCCCACCUCAUCCUACGCGUCACACAAUAUAAAUGUAUGCAUUUUUGUUUUUGUUUUGUUUUUGAAAAAAA
Messenger RNA from Aplysia californica (California sea hare), 3498 nucleotides. Its product is annotated as cysteinyl leukotriene receptor 2. The transcript is spliced from 2 exons. Bases 2023 to 3312 code for a protein of 429 amino acids. The record is from RefSeq and is a predicted model, not a curated record. Gene Ontology annotation, molecular function: G protein-coupled receptor activity. Gene Ontology annotation, cellular component: plasma membrane. Gene Ontology annotation, biological process: G protein-coupled receptor signaling pathway. Lineage: Eukaryota; Metazoa; Mollusca; Gastropoda; Aplysiida; Aplysiidae.